GUGGUUUCAUCUAGGCUGCGCUGCCGAGACCUCCGCCCAGGACGGCCCCCCCCUCCCCGGGCCUCUCCCUUCUUGCCCACAAGCCCCCUCACCUCUUAGGCCUCUCGGACCUAAUACCGUGGGGUGAGGUGCGAGCAGGCCCGGGGAGGGUAGUUACUGCUGAGGAGCUGCAGUCGCGAUCACGAUGAUAGAAGUACUGACAACCACUGAUGCUCAGAAACCGCUACACCAGCUGAAUGCCCUGCUGGAACAGGAGUCUAGAUGUCAGCCAAAGGUCUUCGGCUUGAGACUAAUUGAGUCUGCUCAUGAUAAUGGCCUCAGAAUGACUGCAAGAUUAAGAGACUUUGAAGUAAAAGAUCUUCUUAGUCUAACUCAGUUCUUUGGCUUUGAAACGGAAACAUUUUCUCUAGCUGUGAAUUUAUUGGACAGGUUUCUGUCCAAAAUGAAGGUACAGUCCAAGCACCUCGGAUGUGUAGGACUGAGCUGCUUCUACUUGGCUGUAAAAUCAAUAGAAGAAGAGAGGAAUGUCCCACUGGCAAAUGACUUGAUCAGAAUAAGCCAGUAUAAGUUCACAGUUUCUGACUUGAUGAGAAUGGAAAAGAUUGUAUUGGAGAAGGUGUGUUGGAAAGUUAAAGCUACUACUGCCUUUCAGUUUCUGCAACUCUAUUAUUCACUCAUUCAAGAGAGCUUACCAUUUGAAAGGAGAAAUAGCCUUACUUUUGAAAGACUAGAAGCUCAACUUAAAGCAUGCCACUGCAGGAUCAUAUUUUCUAAAGCAAAGCCCUCUGUGUUGUCAUUAUCUAUCAUUGCAUUGGAGAUCCAAUCACAGAAGUGUGUACAAUUAACAGAAAAACUAGAAUGUCUUCAGAAACAUUCCAAGAUAAAUGGCAGAGAUUUGACCUUCUGGCAAGAACUCGUCUCCAAGUGUAUAACAGAAUAUUCAUCAAACAAAUGUUCCAAACCAAAUGUUCAGAAGCUCAAAUGGAUUGUUUCUGGACGAACUGCAAGGCAGUUGAAACAUAGUUACUAUAAGAUAACCCACCUUCCAACAAUUCCUGAAGCAGUCCCUUAAUCGGAUUAUUACAGCAACAAAAAACUCUUCUCUGAAGCCUUUUUCUACAACCUUGAGUGAUGGAAUUCAUAGUUAGAAUGGAUUUAAACUGUGAAACCUCAAAACAUCUCAACUGAAUUUGUUCUCAGAUUAGGGAAACUGACUACUUAAUAUUAUGCUAUAGUGGAAUUAUAUUUAGACUUGAAUUCACCUGUGAUGCAUACAAAUCUAAGCUAAGAAUAUAAAUGUGAAACUGUAAUGAUAAGCCUGGGGUGGUAAACUGUGAAUCUUUAUUUUUAACACUGACCUAAAUUUCUAUAUUGGAUCAAUAUGUUUAGGUGGUAUUGAAA
Messenger RNA from Chrysochloris asiatica (Cape golden mole), 1401 nucleotides. RefSeq names its product cyclin G1 (gene CCNG1). Gene Ontology annotation, biological process: regulation of cyclin-dependent protein serine/threonine kinase activity; mitotic cell cycle phase transition. Bases 185 to 1072 code for a protein of 295 amino acids. The record is from RefSeq and is a predicted model, not a curated record. Gene Ontology annotation, molecular function: cyclin-dependent protein serine/threonine kinase regulator activity. Gene Ontology annotation, cellular component: cyclin-dependent protein kinase holoenzyme complex; cytoplasm; nucleus. The transcript is spliced from 7 exons. Lineage: Eukaryota; Metazoa; Chordata; Mammalia; Afrosoricida; Chrysochloridae.